Messenger RNA from Anguilla anguilla (European eel), 4250 nucleotides. Its product is annotated as fibronectin type III domain-containing protein 5-like. The transcript is spliced from 5 exons. Bases 785 to 1309 code for a protein of 174 amino acids. Gene Ontology annotation, molecular function: protein binding. The record is from RefSeq and is a predicted model, not a curated record. Lineage: Eukaryota; Metazoa; Chordata; Actinopteri; Anguilliformes; Anguillidae.
GUUGUCAUUCGGCUUAAGUUCAUACCAGAUGCCUAAUUUAACACAAAUGUUAAUUUAAUAUCUUACAACGUAAGCCUUGCAUUACACUAUUUUACAUUACAUUUAUUUUGCAGACGCUGAAAGCGACGUACAAUAAGUACAUUCCGAAGGUCACUCUCAAAGAAUAAUAUCUUGCAAUAUAGGUGAUACGUUGCAUCCGUAGAAAUAGAUCCAACACAAUGGAAUGAUGACAGGUCGUAAAGUAUGCAGCGAGGCAGUUCGGUGUGAGUAUCGUUUCGAAUCGCCUGUUACUCGCGCAGACUGAAUGGGCAGGAUUUACGACGCCUGACAGCAGAAGCGCCUUUCAUUUUGCAGCAUAGUUCUCUAGUGCGCCUCCCUAAAUAGACUUUCGGCACAGAUGCAAAGAGGGCAAGCUUCGCGGUAGCUGGCAUUGCUGUGUCAGAAAAAAAAAAAAAAAAACACCUGGACGUCACGUUAAAUUGGUUCUCGGAGGUAUGAUUCUCUGAAAUCUAGGAGUGUGGGAAAAAGGACAGGAAACUGUGUGGCGCGCAAUUGUCGAAUGUGGGACUCAUUGCGCUGUCCAAGGUUUUGAAAACCCUGCUGUUGCUUUUCUGCGGCAAGACCAUGAGUUGAGAUUGAAAGCCGUUUCGGACGAGGCAAGAAUACGAGGGAAGAGCCAACCGCGGUGAAUGCUGAAUGCAUGCGCCUAGGUCUCUCUACAUACACUAUUCAGGGUAAAUGGGAUUUCACGUUCACCAAGCAGUAUGUAAAGAUUGGUUGAAGGAUGGAGAAAACAGUUUUAUCUGCUACGCUGCUGUUCCUGAGCUGUCUCGGUGUAUCUUUGGUUCAUGCGGACAGUCUGUCAGCUCCCCUCAAUGUGACUAUCAGGGAGCUUAAGGUGAACUCGGCGGUGGUGACAUGGGACAUCUUUGAAGGGGACCCCGUCAUUGGAUUCGCCAUUACGCAGCAGAAGAAGGACGUCCACAUGCUGCGCUUCAUCCAGGAAGUGAACACCACAACCCGCUCCUGUGCAUUAUGGGAACUGGAGGAGGACACAGACUACAUUGUGCAUGUGCAGUCUAUCAGCCUGAGUGGCACCAGCCCUCCCAGUGAGCCUGUGCGCUUCCGCACCCCAAAGGAGGCUGAAAAACUGGCCUCCAACAGUCCAGGUGUGAUUGCUCUAUUCUGCCGCCAGUAUGACAUCAUAAAAGACAAUGAACCAAACAACAACAAGGAUAAAGCCAAGAACUCGUCAGAGUGUAGCACUCCAGAGCACCCAACGGGGGGGCUGUUGCGCAGCAAGGUCUAAUCAACCCCCCUCCCACCACCACCAGGCCCCAGCCCUGAGCAGCUUCCCAAGAGCUAUAGAAGGCCAUACUGCCCAUAUUCAUGCAAAGGGAUUCCAAAUCAUCAGAGAUUCCAAGUCAAGGGAACAACCAAACAAAAGGCAUUCUGGGAAGAGGCAGGAAUUAUGGGAGUGUUCUCUGAGCCCCGCUGUCCCCGUCCACCCCCUCCUGCCCAGCAGGCGGUGGUCUGAACAGGGAGCUCCUGUGGGUACAGAGAGACAAUGGCCAGACUUGGUCGGACCUGUGAAACUCUUCUUCUACAGGGACGAACCGCCACCCAGAGUGCACCUCUCUGCUCCAAUGCAGCAGCGCAGAUAAGGUGAGAUCUGUCGGCCAUGAAGAAGUAGGCAGUGAAUACACUGAUGUGGGGAGGAAAGGAACAUUUUUCUCAGCUUUCUCUUCUUAUCAGUAAGCAAGGAGGACUUCCACUUCCACUCUUCACUGCCACUGCCUUUUCCACUUUUUAACUCUUCUGCUUUUCUGAGGUGGGAGAGACUUACUUCAAAUUAUCUCUUUUCUGUUUUGAUUCUGUCUUUCUCUCUCUCCCUCGCUCUCUCACUUCUCUCUCUGGCAUUCUGCUCUUUUUAUUCUCUCUUCACUCUGGUCUCCCUAUCUCCCUUCUCUCUUUUACAUGUCUACAUUCAUGAAUGGUUUUAGUCUGAACUUUAUUAGACAAGUACCAUGAAUUUGUCAUUAGAAUGAAAGCUGAUCCUAUUUUCUGAAACUUUAAAGCUUUAUUUAAUCCUGAAACCACGUGAUAGUCAAUGAGAUCUCUUCAGCACAAGAGAUUACUCUUUUCAAUAAGCACAUAAAUCACAUAUUUUUCUUUUUUUAGUAGUAUUGGUAUAAUCAUUUUAAAUAUAAGAUGGUUAUGGUUCUGGUUCUGGUUGAUUAUGAUAACCAUAAUUAUCACUGUUGUUAUUAUUUGUAUUAGUAAUGGUAGUGUAAGCCGUAGCAAUAUCAGUAUUAUUUCGGUCACUUUGAAUAAUUCAUUUUUCAAAAACAAGAGCUGCUAAUACAGUUGUUGAUGAAAAGCAAUCGCACGCCUGGCAUCUCUGUGUUUUUGUCCCACUUAUUGUAAUGCUUCAUCUGUUUCCUUCUCUCUGGCAUAACAAAUCCAACCUUGGAAGUUUUGUGAUCUGUCAGAUUUAGACAUCUCUCCAAAAGGUAUUAAAGGUGAUGUAAAGCCUUAGACGAAAUCUCCAAAGUUACCCAGAGAAGAAACUUAAUCAGUCUUGUAGAUAUUUUGUAGGGGGUCAGCAUUGCUCUUGACCCUGAGAGCAGAGAUAAUCACUGCAGUGACAAGAUUUAUGUCUUUAGUUCACACAAGUUGACCAAUGACUCACAAUGAUGAGGAUCAGCUAUUCAAGAUAAACAUGUUCAGUGUUCAAGUGGUCUGAACUGGAGUUUUACACAGCUAGUGUGCUCAUUGUCAUUGAUUCAAUAAGAUUUCACUGAACAGCAAUAAGUCCAAGGUCAAAAAAGUCAAGAGACAUGAUUCACAAGACACAGACAGCUCAGGCUUUCGAGUGACAGGCAGAGCACAUGGAGGAGCUUCGCUCUGCCGAAAGCUCAUUCCACUGCAGGCUGACACACAGCAUAGAAUCCUUGUCGCUCCCCUUCAUCCUUUCAGCCCAGCUGAUCAAGGGCAAACCCCGUCAGCUCAGCCCCAUUCUGCAAACUGUGCUGGCCUUCUUACAAGUGGGCUGUGGCCAGAGUUACCAGGCUGCUUAGUAACCUCGCUGCUAAAGAUAUAAGCUGUAACAUUGAAAUCAACACUUUGUAAAUAAUUAACAGUGAAAUGACCUUGUUUGAAACCGUGAAGCAGCGCAGAGGGAAAAAAAAUAGGGAAUAAAAAACUCUAGCAUUUGAAAAAAAACUUCACAAAUGAAAGUGAAGUUGUGUGCAAUUAGUCUGUACAGCACAUACUGGUGUGGUCAGCUGUGUCUUCAGGUUGAACCAGCCUGGUUCCAGCUCAGCAGAGGUAGAGUGAACAGAGUCUCAGUGGACCCAUAUCUUAACACAACAGAGCAAACGCCUCAGCUUUUCAGAAAGCAGUUUUCCUACCCAGCUGUAAUUUCCUCUCUGAACGGAUAUGCAAAGUGUUACACGUCUUUUGACUUUUCGUCUUUUUGGGAGAAGCGCCAUCCACCAUACCAUUGUUGGCCAUCAUCAUGGACCCCCGCCACGGUCGCCAACCUUUCAUGUGUUUGCCCACCCCAGGCCACCUCCCACCAACUCCGUUUGCCUUGUUAUCACGGGUGACCCUCCUCUGCGUCACCAGACAGAAGGACAGAUAUUUAAGAGGAAGCACAGAGCAGGCAAGCUCCGCCCCUCUAUUUCCCUCUACAGCACAGUUGCCCUAUUGCAUUUGUCUCUGCCACCAGGACCAGAAGUGACCUGAAGGUGUUCAUCUGCUGGGCUUUCAACAUGUAGCAGAGCAGAUACGUUCCUCAGCCAGCUCAUGCAUAUGAAAAUGACAAAACCGAAAGUCUGGAAUACUGUAAAACUGCCUUAAAUUCCAGGCUGAUGGUUGGAAUUUUUAAUUCUGUCUCUUGACAAGGAAUUUUCUUUUUAUAUAUCCAAUAACCUGUUGUUGAUGUGUUUGUGGAGCGGUUGUUUGAAAAUGCUGUGAUAUUACAGAAAUUCAGUUAUUUUACUGUAUUAAUUUAUAUUGCUGCAUUAAUUUGUCUCAUCUGUAGAAACUAAAAGGCCUGCAUUCGUUUGUGAAGGGACAAGGUUAGGGAAGGCACUAUUAGCAAUGGGACCUUGAUCACUUGAUGUCAGUUUUGGUUAGCAACCAUUUGCUGCUACUAUUUUCUGUUCACUCAUACUCCUGGUAAUCUGUAUUUAUGAAUAGUACUGGUGUUGUUCAAAUCAAAAUUAAAGCCAGCUUGCUAAAGA